GCUGUCUGACAGAAACUUGUCAUUCGGUUUCCAGCGCGCCCUAGGGAGGCGUUUCUGUCCGCCUAUAACAGCGAGUGCGGUGUUGAGGAGCGGACACUCUCACCGUCGCUUCUGCGCGAACACCAGAUCACCGACUCGGGAUCAGAAUCACAGGGUUUCUCGGAACCAUCCGAGUCCCACCAGCAGUGAAAAAGCCCCAAACCGACCAACACCGCAAUCAACGCUGCCGUGGACUGUUCCACGCGUCACAGUGAAGGCCAGAAUGAGCGCCAACAUGAAUGAACUGACCGACCUGCUGGACCUGCUGUCGGGGGAGAACUUCUCCUUCAUGGAUGACAACGGGUCCCAUGUGGAGACAGUGGUGUGUCAGAGCGCCUUCAACCAGCGUGCGCUCCUGUACACGCUCUCCAUCCUCUACAUCUUCAUCUUUGUCAUUGGCCUGGCCGCCAACGCCCUGGUGGUGUGGGUGAACGUGCGCGGCAGCCGCGAACGCCACGAAACGCACCUGUACGUCCUCAACCUGGCCAUCGCCGACCUGUGCGUGGUGGCCACGCUGCCCGUCUCCGUGAGCUCGCUGCUCCAGCACGGCCACUGGCCCUUCGGAGAUGCCAUGUGUAAGAUCACGCACCUGGUCUUCAGUGUCAAUCUCUUCGGUAGCAUCUUCUUCCUCACCUGCAUGAGCGUGGACCGCUACCUGUCCGUGGUGCGCUUCGGCGAUGCCCACGGCGGCCAGGGUGAGCGGAGACGCACUCGUCAGCUGAUCUGCAUGGGGGUGUGGCUCCUGGCGCUGCUCGCCGCCCUUCCUGAUACCUACUUCCUGCAGGCGGUCCGGUCCACACACUCGGACGCCACCACGUGUAGGUCGGUGUACCCGGCAGAGACAACGUGGGAGUGGAUGGUUGGCGUGCAGCUCAGCUCCAUCGCGCUGGGCUUUGCGGUGCCGUUCCCUGUCAUCGUCGUGUUCUAUGUGCGGCUGGCCCGCGCCGUGCGGUCCUCGGCCGACCACGAGCGCCGUGCUGGGCGGCGCCUCGUCUUCACCUACGUCAUGGUGUUCCUGGCUUGCUGGCUGCCCUUCCAUGGCGUGCUGCUGCUGGACACGCUGGCUCUGCUGGGCGCCGUGCCAUUGGGCUGCACCCUGGAAAACGUGCUGUAUGUGGCACUACACGUCACCCAGUGCCUGUCCCUGCUGCACUGCUGCGUCAACCCCGUCAUCUACAACUUCAUUGACAAGAACUACCGCUAUGACCUGAUGAAAGCCUUCAUCUUCAAGUACUCCACCAAGACGGGGCUAGCCAGGCUCAUAGACACGUCCCGCACCUCCGAGACAGAGUGCUCGGCCAUGGUGGGCCAGGGGCAUCUGUGAGGCAAUUGACUUCAGACACCAUUGGAAACGCCACGGACCCUCUGUACUGGCUCCUGAAACGCAUAUCAGACUUUGGAGACAGAGAAGUCCCUCAAACUGUGUCUCGAGAAAACCGAAGAACUACACAGGACUCUGGAACUUUGUAUCAUAGACUAUAUACUAGACAUCCCUUUAGACAGGAUGGCGUAUGCAUUUUGUAAAUCUGAGUCACUGUAGGGAUGUCUGAUGAAAGCACUUGUUCUGAGUUUAGUGGAGGAAGAGGAAGGCAGGCUGGUCAACCGUGAGGUCAGCCAGGUGAGCUGUGGCUCUCGUGAGGAGCCCACGUCUUUGUCCAGGUGCUCCUCUCAUGCUCCUCCAGCUUUAGGCGGAAGACAGCCGCAUGUUUUAGCUCCACUGUGGCUGUGUUCGUGGCGGGGUGGGGGGGGGUGGUAAAGUGGGUAACAGGGCCAGAGCUCAGAGAACCAACUGGGGCAAAUCCAAAAUCUCCUUCACAGACGAUGUCAGAGGAUGUAAAGACAGAUGUGGACACAGAUAUACUUUUUUAUGACAAUGUAUGUUUUGUAAAUACUAAGACAUAUUUAUAUAUUCAUUAAUGUGUAUGUUCAGUGUAUUGAAAUAUUGUUUGACAAGUUAAAAUGUAUUAUCAAAAUAAAAAAUAUUCCUAUAAAUGUUA
Electrophorus electricus (electric eel) is the source of this 2036-nucleotide messenger RNA. RefSeq names its product atypical chemokine receptor 3b (gene ackr3b). Gene Ontology annotation, biological process: G protein-coupled receptor signaling pathway; angiogenesis; vasculogenesis. Gene Ontology annotation, molecular function: chemokine binding; G protein-coupled receptor activity; coreceptor activity. Gene Ontology annotation, cellular component: membrane. Lineage: Eukaryota; Metazoa; Chordata; Actinopteri; Gymnotiformes; Gymnotidae. The record is from RefSeq and is a predicted model, not a curated record.